AAAAUACAAUAUAGAAGUUCUGGUGCGAACUGGAGAUAUGCUGAAAGAAGUUAAGGCUAUAGUUGUAAUGCUGGUACUCCAGUUUAUUUUCGCAGGAAUGUACAUUUUGUUUAAGCUAACGGUCGAUGAUGGUACAAAUCUCAAAGUCCUUGUGGCUUAUCGUCUCUCCUUCGCCACCAUUUCCAUGCUUCCCCUAGCCCUCAUCUUCCAAAGGGACAGGCGGCCAGAGUUUACAUGGAGACUGCUCUUUCUAGCAUUUCUUUCGGGGAUGCUCGGAGCGGCGAUACCAAAUAUUCUCUAUUUGCCGGGUCUCGCUCUGACAUCAGCAACCUUUGCGACUGCGGCCAGUAUCCUUGGUCCGUUGAUCACCUUGGUAUUGUCAGUGGCUUUUAGGAUAGAGACUCUACGGCUGGGAACGAACGAAGGGAGGGCUAAGCUUGUGGGGACGUUACUUGGUGCUGGUGGAGCUCUAGUAUUUGUAUUCUAUAAAGGUGUUGAGAUUCAUAUCUGGUCAACACACGGUGACUUACUUAAAAACUCGAACGCUGGUCAAUCUUCUGGCCGAGACCCUGAGAAUCACCACAUCUCAAUUCCAGGAGUUCUCAUGGUUUUUGGAUGUAACGUUUCCUUCUCACUUUGGUUAAUAUUGCAGGCAAAAAUAGGCGAUCAACUUGGAGGAAGCUAUUGGAACGUAAGUCUUAUGAAUGCGAUGGGAAGCUUGGUGUGCAUCAUUGUUGCUCUCUGUUCGGAACGUAACUGGAAGCAAUGGCGAUUAGGAUGGAACAUUAGCCUCCUUGCUACAGUUUAUUCGGGAGUCGUAGUUUCAGGAAUGGUCAUACCUCUUGUUGCGUGGUGCGUUAAAACAAAAGGACCGUUAUAUGUUACGAUGUUUACCCCUAUAAGGCUUGUGAUCGUAGCCCUCGCCGGAUCAUUUGCUUUAGAGGAAACGCUUCAUUUGGGAAGUAUAAUUGGUGCAAUGAUAAUGGUGGGAGGUGUAUACCUAGUGAUAUGGUGUAAAAUGAAGGAAGCGAAGAGUGCCCCGACGACAGCGGACCACGUUGAAACAAACAAGAAUAUCAAAGAAGUGAACCUUGCCAAUCUCCCAGCAGUAAAUAAUAGAGAUGUCCCGUGAACCAACCAUAUAGUUGCAUCAUCAAAUAAAGUUCGUAGAAAUGGAAUAUAUAUGGACUACUAGAUGGAGAAUCUGGACAAUGUCUGAGAUUUUUUCACACUGAAUUCAAUAUUAAAACAUGCACUAUCUACAGUUUGCUAC
Messenger RNA from Raphanus sativus (radish), 1273 nucleotides. Its product is annotated as WAT1-related protein At1g25270. Lineage: Eukaryota; Viridiplantae; Streptophyta; Magnoliopsida; Brassicales; Brassicaceae. The transcript has 7 exons. Gene Ontology annotation, cellular component: plasma membrane. The coding region runs from base 38 to 1132 and encodes 364 amino acids. Gene Ontology annotation, molecular function: transmembrane transporter activity. The record is from RefSeq and is a predicted model, not a curated record.